Punctularia strigosozonata HHB-11173 SS5 is the source of this 1373-nucleotide messenger RNA. RefSeq lists its product as uncharacterized. The record is from RefSeq and is a predicted model, not a curated record. Gene Ontology annotation, cellular component: membrane; cytoplasm; mitochondrion. Bases 31 to 624 code for a protein of 197 amino acids. The transcript has 8 exons. NCBI's taxonomy places the organism in Eukaryota, Fungi, Basidiomycota, Agaricomycetes, Corticiales, Punctulariaceae.
CGCGUCCCUUGUCGUUCGCAAUCGUCCACCAUGGCCUCCAGACUCUUCCGCGCCUACAACUCCGUCCUUCAGCGCCGACCGAUGCUUGCGCAAUGCGGUACGGCCGCGUUCCUGUUCGGCGCAGGCGACGUGCUGGCGCAGCAGGCCAUCGAGAAGAAGGGAAAGAAUCACGACCUGGCGAGGACAGCGCGACUGAGCUUCUAUGGAGGAUGUCUAUUCGGUCCGAUUGUCACGAAAUGGUUCCAGUUCCUGAGCCGGAUACAAUUCGCGAACAAAAAGCGGGGCGUGGUGUACAUGGUAUGGAUGGAUCAGUUCCUUCUGACUCCCGGGAUUGUCGCAUUCUUUUUCGGGUCCAUGUCUCUUCUUGAAGGCAAGGGCCUUGAAGGUGCCAAGGAACGUAUAAAAGAAAAUUAUGCUCCCACUCUCGUUAAGAACUGGGGUGUAUUUAUUCCUGCGCAACUUAUCAACUUCGGUCUAGUACCGCCUCACUUCCGUUUUGUCUUUGUCGGCGUGGUCAGCUUGUUCUGGAACACGUACCUCAGCGCCGUAAACGCGGCUGCAAAGAAGGAAGAGGACCCCGAUGCCAUUGCGGCAGGUGCGAAGGAGCUUGCAAAAGUGGAUUAAGCACCAUAACAUUGGCUUGCGCCCGCCUGCCUGCUCGGUGAAGGCAUCUCCUCGGCCAAGCGAUUGCGUACCACCAUCACUAAUGCCCUACUGUGAAUAGAUACAUGUACAUAUAAACGCUUGUGCUACGACGUUGAAACUUCUAAUCGGACGAAGGCUGCUUAAAAAACCACGCUCCCAAGUUUUACUCGUCGAGGAUUGUCCCGGCACGAUAGUUGCGCGUCAUAACGCGGGCGCGGUUGCACAAGAGGUCGUUCGCCGCAGCUCCGCGAUAUAUCCUCGCGCGUCAUACAUUCUAAACUGGUUCGGGGAAGUGACGACGUACUGCAAACGACUAGCAAUCAUCUGAUACGCACGUUGCCACUGCAUGUUUUUACGUCCCGAAGAGCGCAAAUCCGAGUGUCAAACCAAUACCAUCCUCUGGUUCCUCUCACUCCGCGUGGAUGAAUGGAAUACACCCGAGGUUGGCAAUUCAAUGCAGGGAGCUCGCCGGUCACUGCUGGGCUCUCGCCAGACGAGACGUCACUCGUUCUAUUCUGGUGAAGUCAUGUCAGUGAAGCAACAUCGCCAAAUGAUGAAGAGGUCUCACUUAAAGAAUGCAUUGUACUCUGCGUUCUCCUCGAGGUUCCACCCUAUCCAGUGCCACGCGAUGUUGACUAUCUACACGGCUCUGAUCUUCCUUUCAGUUGCGUUCGCCCAGAGCCCACCUGAAUGGAUACCUGCGUCGCAGAUUUCAGGCGCCGUCCGCU